AUGGUCGUUCAGGAAAUGGCUACUACUAUCAAGGCGGUGGACAUAAGCCGAGUGAGGGCUACUACGGUGGCUCCUUCACAGGCUGGUGAAGCCAGUCACUGGAGUGGCAGGGACGACAACUGGCCUGACUUGCAGGAUCGAUAUCACAAUCACAAGAUCGAUAUCACAAGAUCGAGCACAGCUUCGCGCAUGGAUGAGGCAUGA
Fulvia fulva is the source of this 204-nucleotide messenger RNA. RefSeq lists its product as uncharacterized. The coding region runs from base 1 to 204 and encodes 67 amino acids. NCBI's taxonomy places the organism in Eukaryota, Fungi, Ascomycota, Dothideomycetes, Mycosphaerellales, Mycosphaerellaceae. The record is from RefSeq and is a predicted model, not a curated record. The transcript has a single exon.